UAUGCAGUAACCUAUCAAGAUUUGCAUAUCAACUUCACUCAGGAAGAGUGGGCUUUGCUAGAUCCUUCACAGAAGAAUCUUUACAAAGAUGUGAUGCUGGAGACCUAUAUGAACCUCAAGGCUAUAGGCUACAAAUGGGAAGAUGAUAAUAUCAAAGAACAUCACCAAAGUUCUCAAAGGCAUGCAAGACAUGAAAGUAGUUCAAAAGGAGAGAGGCCUUCUGCAUAUAUUCAAUGUCAUGAAUAUUUUGGAUAUGACAAUCAGCUUCUAAGUCAUGAAAGAGCACAGACCGGAGGGAAAAUCCAUGAAUGUAAUCAAUAUUGUAAAACAUACCUAC
This is a messenger RNA of Mesocricetus auratus (golden hamster), 337 nucleotides long. Its product is annotated as zinc finger protein 431-like. The transcript has 3 exons. Gene Ontology annotation, biological process: regulation of DNA-templated transcription. NCBI's taxonomy places the organism in Eukaryota, Metazoa, Chordata, Mammalia, Rodentia, Cricetidae. The record is from RefSeq and is a predicted model, not a curated record. The annotation marks the transcript as partial.